GUCCUCUGCUCAAAUCUCUCUCUCUCUCACUCUCUCUCAUAUUUAAUUUUUAAACGAAAUUUCAGUCAUAAAUAAAUAUUGGGCUCUUAACGAAUUCUUAGUUCUCCGGUUGUCCCUUGAUUCUGGGUCUUCGGUUUAGCUCGGAGGGGAAGUUUCAGUUAUAAUUUCUCUGCUAAAUCAAUGGCGUCGUCAAUUGGGGAUCAGAGUUCUAAUGGGAAGAAGAUGGCAAAGCAAUUAACUGGAAAGAGAGAUGACACUCCUCUUCAUUCAGCAGCUAGAGCUGGGAAUUUGGCUGAAGUAAAAAAGAUUUUAUUGGAAAAUGAUGAGGAGAAGUUGAAGGGUUUGCUGAGUAAGCAGAACCAAGCAGGGGAGACUGCUCUCUAUGUUGCUUGUGAGCAUGGAGACGUUGAUAUAGUGAAGGAAAUGGUUAAGUGUUGUAGCCUUGAGAGUGCCGGAAUUAAGGCGAAGAAUGGGUAUGAUGCGUUUCAUAUAGCGGCGAAGCAAGGGGAUUCAGAUGUUUUAAAGGAACUUCUGAAGCCCCUUCCGGAACUUGCCAUGACCGUCGACUUAUCGAACACCACAGCAUUACACACUGCUGCAGCACAAGGUCAUGUUGAGAUUGUAAAUCUCCUAUUCAAAGCUGAUUCAACUUUAGCAAAGAUUGCGAGGAGCAACGGUAAAACUGCACUGCAUUCUGCCUCGAGGAACGGGCACCUUGAAGUUGUGAAAGCUCUUAUACACAAAGAGCCUGGACUCUUGUUAAGAAAUGAUAAGAAAGGACAGAGUGCACUUCAUAUGGCAGUUAAGGGGCAUAAUCUUGAGGUCGUUGAGGAGCUGCUCAAGUGUGAGAAUUCUUUGGUCAACUUGGCAGACUCUAAGGGGACUACGGCAUUGCAUAUAGCAGCUAGAAAGUGUCGCUCUCAGGUUGUGAAGAGACUACUAGAACUUAAGGAGACUGAUAAAAAUGCCGUCAAUAAAUCAGGAGAGACAGCUCUUGACACUGCCGAACGAUCUGGAAACUCAGAAAUCCUUACUAUACUAAAUGCACAUGGCGUCCAGAGUGGGAGGACAAUCAAGCCAUUAAACCCUGCACGAGAAUUAAAGGAAAACGUAAGUGACAUAAAACACGGGGUCCACUCCCAACUCGAACACACACGGCAAACGAGGAAACGAGUCCAGGGUAUCGCAAAAAGGCUCCGGAAACUCCAUGCCGAGGGCCUAAACAACGCAAUAAACUCAACCACAGUCGUAGCUGUCCUCAUCGCAAGCGUUGCAUUUGCUGCCAUUUUCACUGUUCCUGGCCAAUAUGUUGAUUCUGAUACUCCUGGGUUCACUUUAGGGGAAGCUUAUAUUGCGCCUCAGACGUCUUUCAUGAUCUUCCUUAUAUCUGAUUCGGUGGCACUCUUCAUAUCUCUUGCUGUUGUUGUUGUACAAACUUCGGUGGUGGUUGUGGAGAGCAAGGCAAAGAAGCAGAUGAUGGCGAUUAUCAAUAAGUUAAUGUGGCUUGCUUGUGUCCUUAUGUCGGUUGCAUUUCUAGUUCUAUCUUUUAUCGUUGUCGGACAUAGUCAGAUAUGGCUUGCGAUUGGAGUUGCGAUUCUGGGGACUGUGAUUCUUGCAGCAACUAUAGGAACCAUGUGUUAUUGGGUGAUUAUGCACAGAGUGGAGGCUAAAAAGAUUAGAAGCAUUAAGAAAUCAUCGUUAAGUAGGUCUUGGUCAUGGUCUUUGACUGGAGUUUCAGAUGUGGAGUUGUUACGUACUGAGAACAAUAAGCUUUAUGCGAUAUGAGUUGAAAAAUUCAAGCCUUUUCGUGCUAUUCUAUACCGAAGUUGUAAUUACUUAUUGUACAUCUGGAACGGGUAAGUUCCAAAAGGGAUGAUAAUUCAGGAGUAACAGAGAAUAUGAUGUCCUGAAGUAUUGUAUUUGAGAUUUGAAUGAGGAGGAGGAAUGAUCUCUUCUUUAA
Molecule: messenger RNA, 1960 nt
Organism: Asparagus officinalis (garden asparagus)
Lineage: Eukaryota; Viridiplantae; Streptophyta; Magnoliopsida; Asparagales; Asparagaceae
Product: ankyrin repeat-containing protein At5g02620-like
Exons: 4
Coding region: 181-1785 (534 amino acids)
Cellular component (GO): plasma membrane
Molecular function (GO): protein phosphatase regulator activity; protein phosphatase 1 binding
Source: RefSeq, a predicted model, not a curated record